ACAAUGGAUAAGCGCAGGCAUGAUGAGAUAGUUGAGUCUGAGAGACCUUAUUUUUAGGGUGAUAGGACAUUGAUAUAAGUGCACUACGUCCAACACAUGCAACAAUCGACCUACGGAUGCCAUAAACGGACCUCUUAAUAAAUUCCAAUUGGAAAAGCACCAAAGUGACAACCAAACUAUGCAGAGACAGUGAUCCCAGACUUGAAAUCGAGUCUACAAAAGGACCAUGGUCAAAGUGCACUACGUCCUGAACUAUGCGACAAUCGCCAUUACGGUGUAUAUAGCUGUCAAAAACUUUCAAGUAGGCUUAAGUAACUGAUCUGCGUAUAUCACCAGCAACCAAACUACAAGAAAAGAGAACAACAAUGGGGUGCAAUUUUCUCCAAAGUGUAUCAAGUUGGUUUGUUAAAACCUUCAAAGAUGGCGGUCUUCUUGGAUGGUUUGCUGUUCUGGGUUUAUUUUCAUCAUGGAUAGCGUGGGUAGGAUUGAUUAAGGGUCUUGCUGUGAUGUUACCAACUCUACAAGAACAAUUCAACGCUUCGACUUGGUUAGUUGGCUGGAUGAUUGCUAUUAUAGACGCCAGUAUGCAGAUUUCAGCUUUAUUUGCCUCUCCACUACGAGAGAAACUAGGAGUGCGAGUUGUGGUCAUGGUGAGUGGGUUACUCGUCGGUGGUUCGCUGAUAGCUUCGGCUUAUGCCACCAGUUUGUCUCAGAUAACGGUUCUACUCACUCUAGCUGCCGGGCCUGCGGUUGGUUUUUCACUCAUUGUUAGUAAAGAAUUGGUUGGACGCUGCUUUAAUGAAGCAAGCACAACAGCUUUCGGCGUGGGAAUACUUGGCGGUUCCCUUGCCUUCGUCACCUGCGUACCCUUAACGCAAUUCUUCUUGGAUGUUUACGGCUGGAGGGGAACCAUGCUGCUACUUGGGGCGAUAUUUUCCCAUCUUGCUGUCUGUGGAGCUUUAAUGAAAGAACCCGCUGUAAAAAGAAGUAACGAUGAAUAUCAAAGAGUUGCUUUAAAUGACGACACCGGUGAUGGAGAACCAACAUCAAACAGCCGUUGUUGCUCUUGUUUUAACAGUGUUCACUCAUUCAUCAGCCAGACUUUCAAGCUUGGUUUAUUCUCCUUACCAGCAUUUUGGCUUAUAAUCUUCAUGUGCAACAUUUGGAUGAUGAUGAACGUAGCUUGGGUCAUAUAUUUUGUGGUAUACACAACCGUAUCCAAGGGGUUUUCGCUUGGAGACGCUUCCAACUUUGUCGUCAGUUAUGGAAUUGGGAGAAUAAUUAGCAGUUUAACAGUUGGGCCGUUGGUCAAAAACUUUCAGGUACUAAGUCUAAGCAACUCUGCGUGGUUAGGACUUGGACUAUUCAUAUCGUCGUUGUAUUAUCUCAUUGAUCCCUGGCUGAUGUCCUAUUGGCCAAUCAUUGUGGCAGCUUUCAUCUGCGGAUAUUUCACAGUGAUGGUACACAUACAAGUUGACCUCGUCAUUAUAGAGUCAUUUGGUGCUGAUCAAAUGGGAUUCUUUAUGGGUUGGAAUGGACUUUUCACUGGAGUGACCGGGCUCUUCACAUUGUAUUUACCAGGGGUACUCUACGACCUUUAUGGUAGUUAUACCAUUAGCUUCAUUCUGAUGGGAGGCGUGCAACUUCUCACUGUGGUGGCUCUACUCGCUUUAGUCUGGCUGCGAAGACGCCGUCCAGUCAGCCUCUGAAGGGAGGUGUCCACUGUCUCAUUGUGGUGGCUCUUACUCGCUUGAGUCUGGCUGCGAACGUCCCAGCCAGCCUCUGAUGGGAGGUGCCCAGCUAACAUGCAUGCGUUGAGCCAACGUCGGUGAACGUCGGCUUCAAAACACAUGUUAAACAUACGAUAGGAAGGUCCAACAUAAUGCCGACAUUGGGCCGGUGUCCCAGGGAAUUCUGCUGUCCGCCGGAGGGGGUCCCCGUACGAGAAAUUAGCGAGCUUUCUCAAGACGACGGGAGGGAGCAAGGCGACGGUAAACAACAUUCUCAGCAUAUUUGUUUUCACAGGGAAGAUGAGGCCACUGGCACCAAGUGGUGGUGUGAGCAAAGACGGAAGAUGGAACAAGGAGCUGGCGUGUACACAUGUACACAUGUAGAGUACUUGUAUGCAAUAUACGAGUAGAGAGUACUCUUGACACGCUUGGUUGGUUGCGCCUAAUAUGUGAGAAAGAAGGUUCAACCAUGGAGGAAUAAAUUAAUUGAUUCCUCCAUGGUUCAACACGCCCAUUAAUGCUAAGUGGCCUCAUCGUCUGGGGAAAAAAAAUACGCCGUAAGGGAUUACUGAUUACAAUAGAGAUCGCUAUAAGGAAAAUCGAUCAACGCAUGCGCCAAACAUAAGUAGUCUCCGUGUUGCGUGAUUGGGAACGCUAUUUUUGGUGAAACAACGUCCGGUCUGUAUGCCAACGGAGUGAUGUCGUUUGUUGUACACGUUGUAUGGUGAGGGAGCCUUGUGAUAGACUUGAUUCAAGCCCCGUUCUCGUGCGACAAGUCCCUAAUCAUAUCCGACGUCAAACAUGUAGCUGUUGUGGUCCCGGGAAUGGCCAAGCAAAGGUUGGGGAUGCAUUAAGCCUCGCAAAAGUUGUCUGAUGUUAAGGCGAUGGGACUGGACAUAA
This is a messenger RNA of Asterias rubens (European starfish), 2630 nucleotides long. RefSeq names its product monocarboxylate transporter 12-like. NCBI's taxonomy places the organism in Eukaryota, Metazoa, Echinodermata, Asteroidea, Forcipulatida, Asteriidae. The transcript is spliced from 4 exons. The coding region runs from base 366 to 1709 and encodes 447 amino acids. Gene Ontology annotation, biological process: transmembrane transport. Gene Ontology annotation, molecular function: monocarboxylic acid transmembrane transporter activity. The record is from RefSeq and is a predicted model, not a curated record.